UCCGAAGUGAAGAAGAAAGAUAGGGCAUGAAGGUGUUGAAGAAUGAAGCCUCAGCAGCCUCAUAUAAAAACCCCAAACCCAAACCUCUCUAACUUUCGCUUCUCCUCUCCCAAGUCGGCUUCUUCCUUCUGAUUCGCGAUUCCUCCUUCUUUUCUUCUUUCCAGGUUGAGUUGUUUAGAAGUUGAAUUUGAGGGCAGUUUGUUGAAUUGAAGGUUGAUUUCUGGCAGCCGCCGAAAUGGCUGUGCAUUCGGAAUAUCGUCUUAUUGCUUACUCAGAAGAGAUUGUAGAUGGGCAGCCUAUUUUUGUUUCUUCAAACUGUCUUCCUAUCAAGGCUGUGAAAUAUGAACCAGCUGGCCAUGCCUUCCAUUCUGCCGCACUCAAACUUCUCGGUGUUAGGGAGAGUAACGAAGAUCCUGAUUCUAAAAAGGUUGUUGACGAUAAGGAACCGACAUCUCUCCCGUCCGAUUCCUACAGCAGCAAGAGCAAAAAGAAAGCUGGAGACAAGCAGCAAGAUCACUAUGCAUUGUUGGGCCUGAGUCAUCUAAGAUAUCUUGCCUCGGAGGAUCAAAUUCGUAAGAGCUACCGCGAAACUGCCUUGAGGUUUCAUCCCGACAAACAGGCUGCUCUGCUUCUUGCUGAGGAAACCGAAACCGCGAAGCAGGCAAAGAAAGAUGAAAUAGAAAGCCACUUUAAGGCCAUCCAGGAGGCGUAUGAGGUCUUGAUUGAUCCCGUGAAAAGAAGAAUUUAUGAUUCGACAGAUGAGUUUGAUGAUGAGAUUCCAACUGAUUGUGCUCCGCAGGACUUCUUCAAAGUGUUUGGUCCUGCAUUUAUGAGGAAUGGUCGGUGGUCAGUCAGUCAACCAAUUCCAUCACUAGGCGAUGAUAAUACUCCACUAAAAGAAGUUGAUGAUUUCUACAAUUUUUGGUACUCCUUUAAAAGUUGGAGGGAGUUUCCCCAUGCUGAUGAGUUUGAUCUUGAGCAAGCUGAAUCUCGUGACCAUAAGAGAUGGAUGGAAAGGCAGAAUGCAAAACUUUCAGAGAAAGCUAGGAAGGAAGAGUAUGCUCGGAUACGUUCCCUUGUUGAUAAUGCUUAUAAGAGAGACCCAAGAAUAUUGAGAAGAAAAGAAGAGGAGAAAGCUGAGAAGCAAAGGAAAAAAGAGGCUAAAAUCAUGGCAAAGAGGAUGCAGGAAGAAGAAGCAGCCAGGAUUGCAGAAGAGGAGAAGCGGCGAAAGGAGGAGGAAGAGAAACGAGCUGCAGAAGUUGCUUCACAGCAGAAGAAGGUGAAGGAGAAAGAGAAAAAGCUCUUGCGGAAGGAGAGAACACGGCUGCGGAAUCUCUCUGGACCUAUAUUGUCACAACAGUUACUUGGUAUUUCUGACGACGAUGUUGAGAAGCUUUGCAUGUCAUUUGAUAUUGAGAAGCUAAGGGGUUUGUGUGAGAAAAUGGAGGGAAAGCAGGUAGUGGACCAGGCAGAAGUCCUAAGAGAUGCACUGAGUUGCAAGAAAGACGAGACUGAUAAGAAAGAAGAGAGAAGUAUCCAACAAAAUGGUGCCGUGAAGGUUAAUGGCAGUGUUUCUUUAAGCAACAUUGAGAAGAAGGAGAAACCUUGGAGUAAAGAAGAGAUUGAUCUAUUGAGGAAAGGAAUGCAGAAAUAUCCCAAAGGAACUUCAAGGAGAUGGGAGGUUAUUUCCGAAUACAUUGGUACUGGAAGAUCAGUGGACGAAAUAAUGAAGGCAACAAAAACAGUUCUCCUCCAGAAGCCAGAUUCAGCCAAAGCUUUUGAUGCUUUCCUUGAGAAAAGGAAACCUGCAGCACAAUCAAUUGCAUCUCCACUGUCAACCAGAGAAGAAUUAGAAGGGGUAUCAAUUCCUGCAAAGCCUGAAAAUAGUGCUGCUGCAACAACAAAUAACUCAGAAGACUCUAAUAGCAACCAGACAUCUGGUUCUGCUCCUUCUCCUGCUGCUGCAAAUGGAGUUUCCUCUAGUUCAGAACAAGACGUGUGGUCUGCAGUACAGGAACGAGCACUGGUUCAAGCUCUAAAAGCCUUCCCAAAGGAAACUAACCAGCGAUGGGAACGAGUCGCAACAGCUGUCCCUGGAAAGACUGUGAAUCAGUGCAAGAAAAAAUUCGCAUUGAUGAAGGAGAGUUUCAGGAGCAAGAAAAGUGCGGUUUAAUCUGCUGGUUUGGAACUGAAUCAUGGAAGCACUGUCAGGCUUAGAUCUUAUGAUACAUAGGCAUUGUCCCACCAGACAUGAGGUAAUAUUUGAUUCCUGUAUGCAGAGCUUCUUCCUGCUACUGCUGCUUUAGAUUUUACAUAUUAAAUUUUUGAGGAGCUUUACUUCUCCAACUGUAGGUUAGUUUCAAAUUUCAUCAUAUCCAUAGCUGUUUCAGUCUGAUGGAUAGUUAAUUUGAUGUCUUAUUUUAUGAUGUUUUCUGAAUAUUAGGCUGUGCCCUGAUACCUUAGUCCAACCAUGGAAUACAUUUACAUGUAUUGAUUAUGGGAGAGCAAAAUAUCAUUUGUAGACUAAACCGAUUAUGGCCAUAGCACAUUGAUAUUUUGAUUUUUGACAAUUUGAAGAACCGAUAUUUAUUAUACAA
Molecule: messenger RNA, 2597 nt
Organism: Arachis ipaensis
Lineage: Eukaryota; Viridiplantae; Streptophyta; Magnoliopsida; Fabales; Fabaceae
Product: DnaJ and Myb-like DNA-binding domain-containing protein
Biological process (GO): regulation of translational fidelity; 'de novo' cotranslational protein folding
Cellular component (GO): cytosol
Molecular function (GO): Hsp70 protein binding; ribosome binding
Source: RefSeq, a predicted model, not a curated record